AUGGCGCGUGUUUAUGCGGAUGUCAACCAGCAGAUGCCGCGGUCUUACUGGGACUACGAUAGCGUCAACAUAACUUGGGGCGUGUUGGAAAAUUAUGAAGUCGUGCGAAAGAUCGGACGUGGAAAGUACUCGGAGGUCUUCGAAGGCAUAAACGUCGUCAACUACCAGAAGUGCGUGAUCAAGGUCCUGAAGCCGGUCAAGAAGAAGAAGAUCAAGAGGGAGAUCAAGAUCCUGCAGAACCUCUCGGGCGGUCCGAACAUCAUCGGGCUGCUGGACGUCGUUCGAGACCAACAAAGCAAAACCCCUUCUUUGAUCUUCGAGUACGUCAACAACACGGACUUUCGAUCACUCUAUCCCAAAUUUGUGGACUAUGAUGUCAGAUACUACAUCUUUGAGCUGUUGAAGGCACUCGAUUACUGCCAUAGCAAGGGAAUCAUGCACCGUGAUGUGAAGCCUCACAAUGUCAUGAUUGAUCAUGAGAAUAAGAAGUUACGAUUAAUCGAUUGGGGUCUCGCGGAAUUCUACCACCAAGGAACCGAGUACAAUGUGCGAGUCGCAUCCAGAUACUUCAAGGGUCCAGAGCUCCUCGUAGACUUCCAGGAAUACGACUACUCUCUUGACAUGUGGUCCUUGGGAGCCAUGUUCGCCUCCAUGAUCUUCCGCAAGGAGCCUUUCUUCCAUGGCAACAGCAACUCCGACCAACUGGUCAAGAUUGCCAAGGUCCUCGGUACCGAAGACUUGUUCGACUACCUUGACAAGUACGAGAUUGAGUUGGAUGCCCAGUACGACGAUAUCCUUGGCCGAUUCCCCAAGAAGAACUGGCACAGCUUUGUCAACUCAGAGAACCAGAGAUUUGUCACGAAUGAGGCUAUUGAUUUUCUUGAUAAGUUAUUGAGAUAUGACCAUCAAGAACGACUAACAGCCAAGGAAGCUAUGGCCCACGCUUUCUUCGCCCCCGUCCGAGCAGCUGAACAAACCGCCCGCCAAGCCGCCGGAUCAACCUCUGCCACCUCAUCCUGA
Drepanopeziza brunnea f. sp. 'multigermtubi' MB_m1 is the source of this 1020-nucleotide messenger RNA. RefSeq lists its product as uncharacterized. Gene Ontology annotation, cellular component: nucleus; cytosol; protein kinase CK2 complex. Gene Ontology annotation, molecular function: ATP binding; protein serine/threonine kinase activity. Lineage: Eukaryota; Fungi; Ascomycota; Leotiomycetes; Helotiales; Drepanopezizaceae. The record is from RefSeq and is a predicted model, not a curated record. Gene Ontology annotation, biological process: regulation of cell cycle; regulation of transcription by RNA polymerase I; peptidyl-threonine phosphorylation.